AUGAAUAGCGGACUUAAAUCGAUCAGUGAAAUUCGUCCACAUUUAUUUUUGGCUGGAUAUGGAUGUAUCACAGCGUCUGCGGUUAGUUUUUGAGUUCAGGGUAAAAUCUCAGUGGGUCCAGUAUUUUUUUUGGCUGUAAAAUUGAUAUUUUUAUUCAGUGUCAGAAAGUAACAAAACUUUUGUUGACCUGUGUUUGUUCUCUCAAAAAUUCCAGAAAACCUAAUUCAAUUUUCCUUUUCUCAUUAUAAAAUUCCAGCUGAAACAAUAUGGAAUCACAAAUGCUGUCGAUGCGACAAAUCUGAACUCCAAACCGAUUUCGGGAUUGGAAAAAAUUGAAGUUCCAGUUGAAGACACAAUCAUUCAAAAAAUCUCAAAUUAUUUCGAGACUGUUGUACAAUAUGUUGAUGAAGUUAAAGCCAAGGUAAAAUAGUUUUUUUUUUGUUUUUUUUUCUCGAAACAUUUUGAAUGUGAUUUACUCUAGGGAGGAAAAACAGUGAUUUAUUGCGGAGCUGGUGUAAGCCGUAGUGCAACAUUGACUAUUAUGUAUUUGGUGAUUUCGGAGAAUCUGCCACUCGAUCAAGCCUACUACACUGUUAACCAGGUAAGGGGAGAAUUGAAACUGAAACUGAAAAUAUGUAUUUACAUUAUAAUUAUUUUUGAUCCGAGCGUUUAUUUUUUUCUAUUAGUCAUGUUUCACUAAACUUGCAAGGCUAACUAUGGUUGAGGAACUUUUUCAUUUUUUUGUUCAACUUCAAAGGACACUUCAAAAUUGAUAAAAUUGGAUAGGAAGUUCAUAGAAAAAUCUCAUAUCCUUUUAUAUGAUGUACAUAAUGGGCAUUUCCUUUUUGAAUCAGAUAAAAGUUUUGAACGAACUUAACUAAAAAAUUUAGAAAGGGAACUUGAGAAACAUCAAAAACUAAAAUCAAUAUUUCACAAUGCGACUACUUAACUCGUUCCCCCUUCAAUUUAUCAAACUUGAGAAAGCUAUUCUUUUUUAAUGAAUAAAUAUCAUGGUUAAAAGUAUCAACUCGAGAAGCAAUCCUCUCUUAACACAAAUGAGAUUGCAAUUGUCGGAAUUCUCAGAAGUUCUAGUGGGUUUUCGAAAUUUUUUGCUGUUAUCAGCCUCUAAUUCAGGCUAGAGAUACUGAAGCUUGCAAACUUCAUACCUACCAAUUCUGAUAAAAAGUGAAUUUCAAAACCCUUUUAACUUCCCUUGUUAAUAAAAAUGUAUAUCUUGCAGGCUCGUCGAAUAAUAUCUCCAAACGUUGGUUUCUGGCGUCAGAUGAUCGACUACGAAAAACAAAAAUCUGGCGGAACUUCAACUGUAGAACUAAUCACUGGAAGAAUGGCUAGACCAAUUCCAAGUGUAUAUCUUCAUCGUUCAAUUCCAGCAUAA
This is a messenger RNA of Caenorhabditis angaria, 1396 nucleotides long. Lineage: Eukaryota; Metazoa; Nematoda; Chromadorea; Rhabditida; Rhabditidae. The record is from the annotation of a GenBank genome assembly.